UAGAAAAUUUAACAUAAUACAAGUCCCAACAGAAAACUCACUGCUCAUAUCAAUGCCAACCCGAAGAUUUGAUUAUAAGAAUAUGAACCAUUAGUUUUUAAUCGCUCUACAGUUUAAAAAUUCGUCAAAAAAGUCAUGUUUCCAAAUUACUGCUUUACAAAAUCGGCCAGGCAGUCGGGCUACGAUGUUAUAAGGAGGGGCUAUACCGCCAAGGAGAGUUGUCAGCGCUGCAGCGGGAGAUCCGUAACGUCGUCAGGAGGUCAAAGGUCACGCAAUCGAUCGGAAAUCCGUAACUCCAGCGAUUCCCCUAGGAAGACUCCAAAGCGUCAGAGGAAAUCCAGCUCAUCACGUGACAAGGACUCUUCUUCCAGGAACGUGGGAUUCCGGUUGACACCCGUGAUUUGUUCGAGUAAAAAAGAUACCCGUGAAAAAGCUGGCGAGGAUCGUCAGAAGGAUAAAAUUAUGUCCUCCGAAUCUAGCAACGAUCCCAAUCGCGAUCUACAGGAAUCCUUUGCCGACUUCUUCAGCAUCAUUCACGAUAAUGUCUUGGAGUCCGUGCAGGAGGCAGUGCAGCGAAUGGUGACCAACUGCUUUAAGGAGUCUUUGACCAAGAUGGAGCGACUGUCCAAGGAGCUGCAGAACCAGGAAGCCUUGCUCAACAAAAUUCAUCGCGAUGUUACCAACAAAAUUACCGCCCAGAGUGAAACGAACCUGAACCAAUUCAAGUUCGUUACCCAAAUGCUCAUCGACAACCAAACGGUGCACUAUAGAGCGCUCAAUCAGGCGAAGGCGAACAGGCAGCGGCGCAAGGAGGACCGGGAUGCUGAGAAGGAACGGAAGUUGGAGCGGGAACGGAAGCGGAAGUGCACCUGCAAGGAGGUGCACAAUGAACGGGUUCCAUCCAAAGGCCGAUGCAGAAGUUCCAGCGUGGACCUCUCCCCAAAAAAGAGAUGUUCCGGUGGCGAUGCCAAGGAAUUAAAACCUAGAGGACCACAGCACCAGUUGUGCCAACAGCAGGCACCGCUGGUUUACCACAUGUGCCAGUCCUGUACGGAUAAGGAAUCCAUGGACAGGAAUCAGGAAUCCAAAAGGACAUCCCGGUCUUCAUCGAAGCAUACGAAUACCCCAGUUCUGCCCAGACGAUCCACUUCCUACAGCAUGCCAGAUCUCUCCGGACGCACUUCCUCCAUUUCCAAGCGUUUCACUAACACUCAACCCCUUUCAAAAGUCUCCAAGAGCUGUUUAUCCCGAUCCUUUAACAACAGAAAAAGUCAGAUUACAUGCCAUCCGGCCAUGACUUAUCCGCCCUACGUCCGCAAUAUUCCGAUUCCACGGCGAAAGUUAGUUAAAUAACUAUAGUAUUUUAUUCAUCCACAGAUACAAAUAUCUGAUAUGGCAUUCAGUUGCAUUUCUUUAAAAGGAAUUCAAAUCAAAUAUGAUUUCUUUCCAUGUUUUGCAACUGUCUGUCUUACCAGUAAACAAAAUCAAAAAAAAUAUUUUUAAAAAUUGGCCCAAGUUUUA
Molecule: messenger RNA, 1521 nt
Organism: Drosophila suzukii
Lineage: Eukaryota; Metazoa; Arthropoda; Insecta; Diptera; Drosophilidae
Product: serine/arginine-rich splicing factor 4
Source: RefSeq, a predicted model, not a curated record